Hyposmocoma kahamanoa is the source of this 931-nucleotide messenger RNA. RefSeq lists its product as uncharacterized. The record is from RefSeq and is a predicted model, not a curated record. The transcript has 5 exons. Lineage: Eukaryota; Metazoa; Arthropoda; Insecta; Lepidoptera; Cosmopterigidae. The coding region runs from base 1 to 798 and encodes 265 amino acids.
AUGAUUGGAAACCUGCAAGAAACCGUAUCACAGUUAGUUUACCUGAAACGCUAUGUAAGGAAACUUAAAGAUGAAAUUGCUGCUAAAAAUACAAUAAUUUCGGCAGCAGAAACGGACAAAGAAAUGCUAAUAAAAAAGCAGGACGACAUCGUUAAAGAAUUACGUAACACUUUAGAAAAUCAAAUCGUAGAAAUGAGAACCGUGCAUGAAAGGAAAAUUCAAGAAGUGCGGCAUGAUUCUGAUACUCAAAUAGCGCAAUACACUUGCGUUAUUCAAGAGUUAAGAAGCAAAAUUAAUGACAUGGAGACUCAACACAGGGAUAAAAUGAACGUAGUAGUAUUGGAGUACGAAGAGAAGAUCCAACGUGGCGUAGCUCUAGUGACCCAGCUGCAGGAUCAGUUGGCCAGUCAGGUUGCCCGAACUGACGCUAAUAUCAAUGCUUAUAAGCGGAGAUUGGAGGAAUUAGAAGAGAAACUUAAACAGAGUCAAUUUAAGCAGUAUUUAGCUCAAAGUGCCGCAUCGCAGUACGAAAGUCAAGUUGAACGGCCAUAUUCCGUUCAGAGAGAAAACGCUGGACUUUCUUACGCCGACAGUUGUUCUGUAGACUUAGAUCCGGUGCUAGAAUUUUCAAAACCGAAGACCUUAACUCAAAACAGGCUUCCAAAAGCACCCAAUACUUUGCAAGUAACGUAUUAUGGCAACAAGACUACAAACGUUCCAAAUAAUACAGAGAAGAAGGGACAGUUCCACAUUACAAAGAAGCGGAAGUUGUAUAGCGAUAACCUACAAGAUUUCUAAUUUAAUUUACUUAGAUAAUUAGACAAACAUUGUAGCAUGGCGCAACAUUUAAAGUAGCUAAUUUAAACCUUGUUACAUGUAGUAAACCCGCUGUAGAAAUUCAUUUAAGCACGUAAUUACAAUUAUUUUAAUU